Messenger RNA from Paecilomyces variotii, 1521 nucleotides. Its product is annotated as hexokinase. Gene Ontology annotation, cellular component: cytosol; mitochondrion. The transcript is spliced from 2 exons. Lineage: Eukaryota; Fungi; Ascomycota; Eurotiomycetes; Eurotiales; Thermoascaceae. Gene Ontology annotation, biological process: glycolytic process; glucose 6-phosphate metabolic process; intracellular glucose homeostasis. The record is from RefSeq and is a predicted model, not a curated record. Gene Ontology annotation, molecular function: D-glucose binding; mannokinase activity; glucokinase activity. Bases 231 to 1454 code for a protein of 407 amino acids.
UUGAAGAUCUCUUCACUGUGAGUCAGAAGAAGCUCAAGCAAAUCACCGAUCAUUUUGUCAAGGAGUUGGAGAAAGGUUGGGCUGAUUGAACUUCAACACUAUUUAUAUAAACGAAAUGCAAAGCUGACACACGGUCGUCGCAUAGGUUUAAGCAAAGAGGGUGGUAAUAUUGUCAGUAUACGGACCGGUCCCUCCUCGAUCAUGGCCAGGCUAACAGCAGAGAUAAGCCAAUGAACGUUACCUGGGUUAUGGGAUUUCCCUCUGGUGAUGAAGAAGGAAGGUACCUGACCAUCGACAUGGGCGGUACAAACCUGCGAGUGUGUGAAGUUGCCUUGACGGACGGGAGGGGCGAAUUUGAAAUCACACAAGACAAAUACAAGAUGCCAUCAGACCUGAAGUCGGGCACAAAAGAUCAGCUGUGGGACUUCGUAGCAGAAUCUAUGGACAACUUUUUGAAGAAGCAUCACCGUGGAGGGCAAACGUCUGAGAAGCUGCCACUCUCGUUCACAUUCUCAUAUCCUGUGACACAACCUACUAUCAGAAAUGGUAUCCUGCAGCGGUGGACAAAAGAUCUCGACGUCAAGGGUGUCGAAGGGCAGGAUGUAACCCCUCAAUUAGAAGCUGCUUUUGAAGCAAAGAAAGUACCUGUCCAUGUUGUCGCACUGGUUAAUGAUACAACAGGAACAUUGAUUGCUUCCCACUACGCUGACCCGAAGGUGAAGAUCGGAAGUAUCUUCAGCACGGGCUGCAAUGCAGCAUACAUGGAAGAAGCGGGCUGCAUCCCGAAGAUUGCAGAUGCUGGGCUGUCACCAGAUACUCAAAUUGCGAUCAAUACGGAAUAUGGUGCCUUUGACAACGAGCAUAAAGUGCUGCCUAUUACCUCAUUUGACCGAGAAAUCGAUGAAGGUUCACCGCGACCUGGCCAGCAAACGUAUGAAAAGAUGGUCGCUGGGCUGUACCUGGGGGAGAUACUCCGCCUUGUCAUGAUCCACCUUCAUGAUAAUGAUGGACUUUUCAAGGGCCAGGAUAUCUCACGUCUGCGUGAGGCUCAUGUUAUUGACACCUGUUUCCUGUCGACGAUCGAGGAAGACAUUUCUGAAUCGAUGAAAGAUAUAUAUGACGCAUUUAAUAGGGAGUUAGGUAUUAAACCGGCUUCUCACGAGCUCAAGGUGUGUCGAUACCUGGUUGAGCUUAUCGGGACGCGCGCUGCACGGCUGUAUGCCUGUGGAAUAGCUGCUAUCUGCAAGAAGAAAAACAUCACUUCCUGUCAUGUCGGCGUCGAUGGGUCCGUAUUCAACAACUACCACCGAUUCAGAGAUCGAGCCGCUCAGGCUCUUCGCGAGAUCCUAGACUGGCCCGAAGGAACAGACGAUCUUGUCACACUCCAGUCAGCAGAGGAUGGCUCUGGAGUUGGCGCUGCACUUAUCGCGGCGUUGGCUGUGGAGCGAUCCUAACGUGGUCAAAUUAGAGAACUCUACUUAAUAGAUUAUGCGUCUAGCCUUCUGACGACCGCAAACUACA